AUGGGGAAGGAAAGGUACCUCAAGCAGAUUGAGGCUAUCAUUGCUUGCCCUGUGGAAUAUUCGCGCUCGGACUGGAGCGAAUACGCUCUCAGCGAUCGUGGGUACAAGGGCAUCCAAUUACGACUUAACCAACAUGAACAUGAUUUGAAGGAAGGAUUGAUAUUGGCCUGCAUCCAUGGGCCACUUGGCCCAUCUGUAUUGGUAUGGGCAGUAAAAAGCGGCUAUUUUAUCGCCAUUCACCACCGAGAUCAAGUGUCUCUUCAAGAAAGAAUACGCAACACGUACUGUGCAUACCACUGGGGAGUUCUGUUGGCACCUAAGAAGUCCAACGGCCGCGACAACAUGGCAUACGACGUUUCGGACGGCGUUCGGUUGGAUAAUGAAACUGGACAAGACCUGAACCCAGAAAGAGAUUGGUUCUUCAGGAUUAGGAACGUGAAUUCCGUUGGACAGUGGGCGGUUGGCUGA
Paracoccidioides brasiliensis Pb18 is the source of this 468-nucleotide messenger RNA. RefSeq lists its product as uncharacterized. The record is from RefSeq and is a predicted model, not a curated record. Bases 1 to 468 code for a protein of 155 amino acids. The transcript is spliced from 3 exons.